Westerdykella ornata is the source of this 977-nucleotide messenger RNA. RefSeq lists its product as uncharacterized. The transcript has 3 exons. Gene Ontology annotation, cellular component: mating projection tip; membrane. Gene Ontology annotation, biological process: conjugation with cellular fusion. NCBI's taxonomy places the organism in Eukaryota, Fungi, Ascomycota, Dothideomycetes, Pleosporales, Sporormiaceae. The record is from RefSeq and is a predicted model, not a curated record. Bases 159 to 977 code for a protein of 272 amino acids.
GUGUAAUCGGCCAGAACUUCGCGCGCAGCCCUCACAAGUUCGAAACGCGGUUCCCACGGAAAAGAAAGCCAGGCUUCAACGACCAUCAUCUGUUUAUCCUCCUAUCCUGACCAAAGAGUUGCGCAAUAUAUCCGACGAGGAACACAUGGGACGUGACGAUGACCUAUUGGCUCAGAAAACUUGCACAAUCGAGAGGUAUCCGCUCCAUAGGAUUCCACCACCUGAUAAUGGCUGUCAUUGCUUCUGCUGUCGCUAUGACAGCAGUACUUCUUGCAGGAGCCGGGGCCACUAGCAUUGCCCAACGAAUCUAUCUCAUAGAGGUCAGCUAUGUCGACCCAAAAGCGCAGCCGGAUGGCCCGAAAGGGCCAACAGAAGCAUGGGAGAAUAUCACCCAACCUGUGUUCAAUGUUGUUAAAGACAGCCAACUCGUAACGCGACUCGGGUAUUUCGGUCUCUGUGCGUCUCAAAAAGAAGGACCUUGGAUCUGCGCGGGGAGUGCCGCUCGCCUUGUGUACUCUGGCCGUUUCGUUGAUCCGUUAGGCCUCUUUCACAUGGCAGAGAAAGUGAAAGACGAUGUCAUUUUCCCAGGUUUUCUGAUUGGCAGCGCAGGACUAGGUGUCCUGGUCUUUUGGCUCUUUGCUACCUUUCCCGGAUGGCACGAAGAGAAGGAUACAGCGACGGGAUCGGAAGUUCUAGUGAAACCUUUCCCGAGCCGUACUGUCAUGGUAGCUUGUGUUGCGUUUACAGGACUCGGAAGUCUGUUCAGCUUUACAGCUGCCCUGUGGCAGCACACUGCAUCGGCAACGGCCGCUACGCUCCUGGAGACAUCCACUGCGGGCAUGGCGAGAGCAGGUGUGGGUGCGAGCGGAGUGGCAUUAGCAUGGCUGAUAUUUGGGCUAUGGCUCGUGGCGGCCAUUGCAAGUCUCGUGAUGCACUUGUCAAUUGCGAUACUGGACCGACUUGUCGAGGACGACUAG